CUCUCUCUCUCUACAUUUCUUUCUCUCUCUCUCUCUCUCAUCAAAAUAUCUAUCUACACCAACAACAUUACUCCAUUGAGACAAAGAAUGUCAUAAAAACUACACCACUACUCACUUUCUUCUUCAUCUUCUUCUUCCUCAUCUCACAUAAAUUUUCCAAACCAAAAAAAAGUCCCAAAAAAAAUAUGAACCCAUUAAUCUUGAUCAUAUUCAUCAUCACCUGAUCCUCAUCAAAACCCCUUUUAUUAUUAUUUUUUUUUUUCUGUUAUAAAACCUUAUCUAUAUAUAUAUUAUUGAUCAAGAGAUCAUGAACAGCCUAGAAGACUCGCUAAGAUCUCUAUCGUUAGAUUACCUGAAUCUAUUAAUCAACGGUCAGGCUUUCAGUGACGUCACCUUUAGCGUUGAGGGUCGAUUAGUCCACGCACACAGGUGUAUUCUGGCCGCACGGAGUCUUUUCUUCCGGAAAUUCUUUUGUGGGCCGGACCCUCCUCCUUCCGCGGUGGGCCUUGACCCAAUAAUCUCAUCCGGGUCUAGAUCUUCUGGUGGUGGAUCGGGUCACGGGCACCACCACCACCACCACCAUCAUAGGGUUGUGGGUGGGAAUAGUAAUAGUAACGGGGCUGUGAUACCUGUGAACUCAGUUGGUUACGAAGUGUUUUUGUUAUUGCUUCAGUUUUUGUAUAGUGGACAAGUCUCUAUAGUCCCUCAAAAACAUGAGCCCAGGCCCAAUUGCGGUGAUAGAGGUUGUUGGCACACGCAUUGUACCUCAGCCGUUGAUCUUGCUCUUGAAACCCUCUCCGCCGCUAGAUCUUUCGGCGUUGAACAGCUUGCAUUACUCACUCAGAAACAAUUGGCAAUUAUGGUUGAAAAUGCUUCAAUUGAUGAUGUAAUGAAAGUUCUACUAGCUUCAAGAAAGCAAGACAUGCAUCAACUAUGGACAACUUGUUCACAUCUAGUUGCAAAAUCAGGUCUUCCUUCUGAAAUUCUAGCUAAACAUUUGCCCAUCGAUAUCGUCGCGAAAAUCGAAGAGCUUCGCCUAAAAUCAUCCUUGGCGCGCCGCUCUUUGAUCUCGACCGGGAGCCACGGUCACGGUCACCAUCACGGCCACCACCACCACGAUCUCGGGGCAGCAGCCGAUCUAGAAGAUCAAAAAAUCCGUCGAAUGAGACGGGCUCUUGACUCGUCCGACGUCGAAUUAGUCAAGCUUAUGGUAAUGGGAGAAGGGCUAAACCUAGAUGAAGCAUUGGCAUUGCAUUACGCGGUCGAAAGUUGUAGCCGCGAGGUGGUUAAAGCUUUACUUGAGUUAGGAGCUGCAGAUGUUAAUUACCCGGCGGGUCCAGCUGGCAAAACCCCGCUACACAUUGCGGCCGAAAUGGUUUCACCAGACAUGGUAGCGGUAUUACUAGACCACCACGCCGAUCCCAAUGUUCGUACGGUUGACGGUAUCACUCCUCUCGAUGUUCUCCGAACCCUAACUUCCGAUUUUCUAUUUAAAGGCGCGGUUCCAGGGUUAACUCAUAUUGAACCGAACAAACUGAGACUCUGUCUCGAGCUUGUUCAGUCUGCUGCCCUAGUUCUCUCACGAGAAGAGGGCAACGAUAAUAAUAACAAUAACAACAACAACAAUGAUCCGCCUUCAACGGCGGUUUUUCCGCCGUUGAGUGAUGAUCAUAGUAGUAGUAGUAACAAUACUACUAAUCAAAUGGGUUCGAGAAUGAAUUAUCUUAAUCUUGGCCAUCAAAUGGGAUCAAGAAUGGACGGUACUGAUGAUGAAAGUAGUCACAAUAGUCAACACAGAGAUCAUCACCAUCAUCAUCAUCAUCAACAUCAUCAACAUCAUCAACAUCAUCAAGCCAUGAAUCCAACAAUGUAUCACCACUCUCAUGACUACUGAAUCAAAACUCUCUCUCUCUCUUUUAAUAUUUAUAUAUAUAAUUUUUAUUUUUAAUAUUAUAAAUAUAUUUAUAUAAGUUGGAUUGUGGAAAUUGAAUGAAUUUAAUUAAGGCCAAGGAGGUUAUAUAUAUAUAUAAUUUAUAAUAUAUAAUAUAUAUUUAAUGGAAUGAAAUUAUUAUCUCUCUCACUUUUCUA
Molecule: messenger RNA, 2088 nt
Organism: Cannabis sativa
Lineage: Eukaryota; Viridiplantae; Streptophyta; Magnoliopsida; Rosales; Cannabaceae
Product: BTB/POZ domain and ankyrin repeat-containing protein COCH
Exons: 2
Coding region: 308-1894 (528 amino acids)
Biological process (GO): plant organ development
Molecular function (GO): protein binding
Source: RefSeq, a predicted model, not a curated record